AUGCUGAAUGGGCGAGCCAAAGACAGAUAUAUAUGUAAGCAAUGUGGGAAAGCUUUUAACACACAGGCAAGUUGUAAAAUACAUGAAAGAAUUCACAAUGGAGAGAAACCCUAUGUAUGUAAGCAAUGUGGGAAAGCUUUUACCACACAUGGACAUUGUAAGGCACAUGAAAUAAUUCACACUGGAGUGAAACCAUAUGUAUGUAAGCAAUGUGGGAAAGCUUUUAUCACACAUGGAUAUUGUAAGGCACAUGAAAUAAUUCACACUGGAGUGAAACCAUAUAUAUGUAAGCAAUGUGGGAAAGCUUUUAACACAAAGGCAAGUUGUAAAAUACAUGAAAGAAUUCACACUGGAGAGAAACCCUAUGUAUGUAAGCAAUGUGGAAAAGCUUUUACCCAACAUGGACAUUGUAAGCAACAUGAAAGAAUUCACACUGGAGAGAAACCCUAUGUAUGUAAGCAAUGUGGGAAAGCUUUUAACACAAGGGAAUAUUUUAAGAAACAUGAAAGAAUUCACACUGGAGAGAAACCCUAUGUAUGUAAGCAAUGUGGGAAAGCUUUUACCACACAUGGACAUUGUAAGCAACAUGAAAGAAUUCACACUGGAGUGAAACCAUAUGUAUGUAAGCAAUGUGGGAAAGCUUUUAACACAAGGGGAUAUUUUAAGAAACAUGAAAGAAUUCACACUGGAGAGAAACCCUAUGUAUGUAACAAAUGUGGCAAAGCUUUUAACACGCAGGCAAGUUGUAAAAUACAUGAAAGAAUUCACACUGGAGAGAAACCCUAUGUAUGUAAGCAAUGUGGGAAAGCUUUUACCCAACAUGGACAUUGUAAGCAACAUGAAAGAAUUCACACUGGAGAGAAACCCUAUGUAUGUAAGCAAUGUGGAAAAACUUUUACCCGACAUGGACAUUGUAAGCAACAUGAAUGUUCAUAUUCAAGAUAAAACCAGUGUAUAUAAGCAUCAUGAGAAUUUUUUGACCAGACUUACAUAUUGCAUAAUGCAUGAAAAACUUCACACUG
Cavia porcellus (domestic guinea pig) is the source of this 1022-nucleotide messenger RNA. Its product is annotated as zinc finger protein 709-like. Lineage: Eukaryota; Metazoa; Chordata; Mammalia; Rodentia; Caviidae. The record is from RefSeq and is a predicted model, not a curated record. Gene Ontology annotation, cellular component: nucleus. Bases 1 to 945 code for a protein of 314 amino acids. Gene Ontology annotation, biological process: regulation of transcription by RNA polymerase II. Gene Ontology annotation, molecular function: DNA-binding transcription factor activity, RNA polymerase II-specific; RNA polymerase II cis-regulatory region sequence-specific DNA binding. The transcript has 2 exons.